Messenger RNA from Eimeria tenella, 3225 nucleotides. RefSeq lists its product as uncharacterized. Gene Ontology annotation, cellular component: membrane; cytoplasm. The transcript has 18 exons. The record is from RefSeq and is a predicted model, not a curated record. Lineage: Eukaryota; Apicomplexa; Conoidasida; Eucoccidiorida; Eimeriidae. Bases 1 to 3225 code for a protein of 1074 amino acids. Gene Ontology annotation, biological process: autophagy; intracellular protein transport; vesicle-mediated transport.
AUGGAUCCUUUCCGGGCGCUGCCCCUGCUGCAGCUGCAGCAGCAAGAAGCAAUUCAGUGUUUAGCAGCAUUUCAGUCGGGGGUUUUCGUGGGAUGCGAAAAGGGUUUAGUGCUGCGGGUAGCGCUUGGGCCCUUGGAGGAGGAUGCAGUGGAGGGUUUUGGGUUUGAGGCGGGCAUUCAGGCCACAGCCACCGUCACCGCCAAGCUGCAGCUUCCCACCAAAAAGCCUGUGCAGUCCGUGGCGCUAAUUGAACGCAUUUCCGUUGUAGUGGCUGUCUCAGACGGCUACGUGUACCUUCUGCCUUUUUCUCUGGACUCUCCCGGCCAUGUGUUAACAAAAGGGGCCUCUUGCGCCGCCGUUGCUGCAGCAGAAACCCUCGAGGGUUUGGCUGCGGUGUAUGUGGGGUUUAAGGGUUUGGUCCGGGUGUACGUACACCGCAGCGUGGACUUCGUCUUGGCCAAAGAAGUUCCUUUAAAUCCAAUUAAAGAUAUUUUCCAGAUCUUUUCUUUCAACAACAAACUUCUUCUCGCCACCCACCACGAAUACCUCGUCCUCGACCCCGAAACCAACGCGGCGCAAGACCUGUUUGGGCUGAAAGUGCCAAACCCUAAUUUAGCGAGUUCCUGCUGCUUCCUCUUUUGCCCCCUGGGGGCCUCUGAGCUGCUGCUGCGGGGAGACCAGGGCCUUUUGAUUUCCAUUUGUCUCCAAACUUUGCUGCCAGCAAACCGCAGCACUUUGCUGCUGCCCAAAGACACUGCUGCAGCAGCGGCCUCGGGCCCCUACCUCGUGGCCCUCGAAAGGGGCGGCCGCGUCUGGGCCAGCAACUGGAGCAGCCCGGCGCUGCUGCUGCUGCAGCAAGUGUGUCUUGCUGCACCAAUUGUUGCUGCUGCUCCCCUUCUUACGAAGCAGCAGCAGCAGCAGCAGCAGCAGCAGCAGCACAAAAACCCUAUUAUUGUUGCUGCUGCCAACACGCUCCAGGUGCUGCUGCCCGUGCCUUUCAAACACCAGCUCUGGAAACUGCUUAUGGCCGGCCGCGUCGCCGAUGCGCUGGAUCAGCUCAACGCUAACUUCCCCGUAAACGACCCCAGACGCGCGGAGGAGCUGGGCCAAUUCCACCUGCUGGCCGGCUGGAGCCGUUUCAGCUCUUUGAAUUUCUCUGCAGCUUUUCAGCACUUUGCACAUGCGCCCCUGGACCUGGGUCAUUUGCUUGCUUUCUGGCGGCGAGUGUGGCCCUCGUGGCUGCAAAUGCCUUUGCUGGAAGAGACCAAAGAACUCUUCGCCUCCACGCCGCCUUCCCUGGUGCCUCCCCCACGCGGACUGGCUGAGUUCGGUAGGAUUGCCAACAGCGCCCUUUGCUCUUUCCUGCUGAAGCAGAGGCAGCUGCUGCGCUCGGACUACAACGGUUACUGCAAGUUCAGCAUCAGCAGCAGCAGCAGCAGCAGCAGCAAAAGCAGCAGCAUUGCUGCUGCUGCUGCUGCUGCUGGGGCCUCUGAAGACAGGCAAAAGCAGCUUUUGCUUCUGGAGGCCAUUGACACGAUUCUUCUCAAGCUCCUCGUAGAAGCAGAUGACCCUCGGUGGCAGCAGCUGCUGCUUCCUCCGGAAGCUCUGCAGCAGCAGCAGCAGCAGCAGCAGCAGCAGCAGCAGCGAGAGGAGCAGUUCCUGGGGUGCACUUGCAACUCUGCAGGCUCUCCGGCAAAGGCAGAAACCGCAUUGUCCCCUUCGGAUCAGAUGCUGCUGAUUCUGCAGCAGGUGGUGCAGCAGCAGCAGCAGCAGCAGCAACAGCAGGAGCAACAGCAGCAACAGCAGGAGCAGCAGCAGCAGCAGCAACAGCAGCAGGCAGCGUUGCUGCGGCGCUUUGCUCCUCUCGUGCUGCUUGAGAAUCCAAGGAAGACGAUAGAGCUUUUCAUGCAGAAGAGCUGCAGCCCGCUGCCUGCUGCUGAGGUGCUGCAGCUGCUGCAGCAGCUCCCGCCGCAGCAGAAGCAGCUGCAGCAGCAGCUGCGGGAGCUCUACCUGGAGCAUUUGCUGCUGCAGGGUUUGCUGCACGACCCUCAAAUAGAAACGGAGUUAGCCUCCAUCUACAUUGAUCGAGCGCUGGCAGCAGCAGCAGCAGCCGCAGCAGCGCCAGCAGCCGUGCCAGCAACAGGGACAGCAGCAGCAGCAGCAGCAGCAGCAACACCCGCAGCAGCGACAGCAGCAGCAGCAGCAGCAGAAGAGCAGCGCAGUCAGCUACGGCGAUUCCUGGAGCAGCAGAGCAGCUACGAUGUCCAGAGCCUUCUUAAGAAAGUGGCAGGCUCGGAGUUGGUAGAGGAAAAGGCCAUACUGCACGGGAAAGCGGGAGAACACGAGUCGGCGUUGCUUUGCUUUGUGAAAGAAAGAAAAGACAUUGCAGCAGCAGAACGCUACUGUGCUGCAGCAGAGCAGCAGCUGCUGCCGCUGCUGCUGCAGCUGCAGCAAACCGAGUAUGAAGAGAUGAAAAAAAACGAAGAGCUGUGGCGAAUCCCAAUUGCAAAGGCGCAGCAGCAGCAGCGGCAGCAGCAAGAGCAGCAGCAGCAAGAGCAGCAGCAGCAAGAGCAGCAGCAGCAACAGCAGCAGCAGCAACAGAAGCAGCAACAGCAGCAGCAGGUCUACGCAGCCAACAAGCGCUCUUGCGGGCUGCUGCUUUUGUUGCUCAAGGUCUUGCUUAAUUGCUGGAGGGAAGCCUCAGCCGACGCAACAGCAACAGCAGCAGCAACAGCAGCAGCAACACCAGGAGCAACACCAGCAGCAGCAACAGCAACAGCAGCAGCAACAGCAGCAUCUGCCGCAGCGCCGACAGAUGAAGGCUUAGGCAAGGCAACUUUGGCGGGAGAGGGGGCAGCAGCAGCAACAGCAGCCAGCGCUGCUGCCCCAGCAGCAGCAGCAGCAGCAGCAGCGCCUACAGCAGCAGCAGCAGCAGCGCCUGCAGCAGCAACAGCAGCAGACUUUUACUUGCAGAACGCUUUGCUGCUGCUGCAGCGGCAUGCAGGCGCGCCGUGUCUCUCGCUGCGCUCUGUGUUUGGGCUGCUGCCGGGGGGUUUGCUGCUGCAGCAGCUGUCUCCCUUCAUUCGUGUGUCGCUGCAGCAGCAGCAAAACGCAGCAGCAGCAGCAGCAGUUCACGAGAAGCUCUGCAGCGCAGACUACCUCACUGUCUACACGCAGGCAGCAGCAGAAAAAAGCAAGUGGAUCGAGAUCACCCAGGAAACGUAA